Molecule: messenger RNA, 2976 nt
Organism: Gryllus bimaculatus (two-spotted cricket)
Lineage: Eukaryota; Metazoa; Arthropoda; Insecta; Orthoptera; Gryllidae
Source: the annotation of a GenBank genome assembly
AUGAAGUCAGGAGCAUUAGCUAAAGAAGGAUCCUUUCUAUCCCACACCGAUUUACAGCAACUGAAACACGAUGAUACCACGAACUUUCAUUUACUUCCACUGGCAACAAUUUUGAAGAGAUUCCACACGGAUUCUGAAAACGGAUUGACCGAAGAGCGGGCCCGCAGAGCCUUGGAAUUCUACGGAGCAAACACCUUGAAAAAGACCCGACAGCAAAACAAGAUUCUCUUCUUUCUGAAGAACUUCUUCGGAGGAUUCUCACUUAUGCUGUGGGCCAGUGCCGCCUUGUGCUACACAGCGCACUUCUUACAGAGUAAUCAUCAAGGUGGGAAAACCAAAUCGGACGAACACUUGUACGUGGGGUGUGUGCUCAUUGUCGUCGUUAUUAUAACCGGGAUAUUUACGUAUUACCAAAGCAAGAAGAGCUCCGAGAUAAUGGAUUCGUUCUUGAAGAUGAUGCCGCAGUACGCCACCGUGGUUCGUGACGGUAAAAAGCACGUGAUUCUCGUGGAGGAGGUGGUGGUCGGGGAUUUGGUGGAGUUGGUCCCUGGCGACCAAGUGCCCGCCGACCUCCGCAUCGUGAGGUGCUCGGGGCUGAAAGUGGACAACUCGUGCUUGACCGGGGAAUCCGACCCGCAGAAGCUGGACACCGAAACCCACCAGCAGGGCCUCUUGGAGGCGAAGAACCUGGCGUUCUUCUCGACGAUAGUGGUCGAAGGCACCGGCAGAGGGAUAGCGAUCGCGUGCGGGGAGAACACGCAGAUCGGGCGGAUCGCGGAGCUCACUUCCGGUCUGGCGGCGAGCGAGACGCCGCUCGCCAAGGAGAUCAAGCGCUUCGUCAAGAUCAUCAGCAUCGUGGCCCUCCUCCUGGGAGGCAUCUUCUUCGCGCUGGCCCUCGUCAUCGGCUACGAACUCCUACAGGCAGCUUUGUUCCUCAUCGCCAUCAUGGUCGCGAACGUGCCCGAAGGCUUGCUCGUCACCGUCACCAUGUGCCUCACGUUCUCGGCCAGGCAAAUGGCGCGAAAGAACUGCCUCGUGAAGCACCUGGAGGCGGUGGAGGCCUUGGGAUCCACGUCCGUCAUCUGCUCCGACAAGACCGGCACGCUCACCCAGAACGCGAUGACCGUCUCGCACAUUUGGUUCGAUUUCAACGAGAUCCGCAUCGAUCCGGCGGCGCCGUCGAAAGAUCUCGAUCUGAAGAACCCGCUGCUGACCGAGCUGUGUCGCGUGGGAAUGCUGUGCAACAAGGCGGAAUUCAAGGCCGGGGAGACGGAUCCCAACCCGUACAAACGCAAGAUAAUCGGAGACGCCUCCGAAUGCGCCUUGUUGAAGUUUACCGAAGUCGUGCACGGAGACGUGAUCGAGUACCAGCGUCGCCACAAGAAAGUGUGCGAAAUUCCGUUCAACUCCACGCUGAAGUAUCAAGUGUCCAUCCACGAGACCGGCGACAAGGAGAAGCCGUACCUGCUGGUGUUGAAGGGGGCACCGGAGAGGGUGCUGGAGCUGUGCAGCAUGAUGUGCAAGGCGGAAGGCAUCGUCCGCAUGACGCGACUCAUGAGGCGCAACAUCAAGGAGCUGGACCUGGAGGCGCGCGCCUUCCCGCAGGGCUUCGCCUUCAGCGCCAAGGACGUCAACUUCCCGCUGCGGCGCCUCGUCUUCGUGGGGCUGGCUUCCCUCAUCGACCCGCCGCGCCCCGGCGUCGCCGCCGCCGUCGCCUGCUGCAGGUCGGCAGGCAUCAAGGUGAUCAUGGUGACGGGUGAUCACCCUACGACAGCGCUCGCUAUCGCGCGGCAGGUGGGCAUCGUGUCGGACGGCAACUCGACGCCCGAGGAGAUGGCGCGCAAGCUGGGCAUCCCGGUGGAGCAGGUGGACCCGGAGGACGCGGGCGCCAUCGUGGUGCACGGCAGCGAACUGAUGACGAUGUCGCCGCGCGAGCUGGACGAGAUCCUGCUGACGUACCCGGACAUCGUGUUCGCGCGCACCACGCCCACGCAGAAGCUGAACAUCGUGGAGGCGUACCAGCGCCUGGGCGCCAUCGUGGCGGUGACGGGCGACGGCGUCAACGACUCGCCCGCGCUCAAGAAGGCCAACAUCGGCGUGGCCAUGGGCAUCGCGGGCUCCGACGUGGCCAAGCAGGCCGCCGACAUGAUUCUGCUCGACGACAACUUCGCCACCAUCGUGGUGGGCAUCGAGCAAGGGCGCAUCGUCUUCGACAACCUCAAGAAGUCCAUCGUGUACACGCUCACCUCCAACACGCCCGAGAUGCUGCCCUUCAUGUUCACGCUGCUGUUCCGCGCGCCGCUGCCGCUCGGCGUGUUGGCCAUCCUGUGCAUCAACGUCGGCACCGACCUCUGGCCCGCCAUCUCGCUCGCGUACGAGGAGCCCGAGUCCGACAUCAUGGAGCGCCGGCCGCGCGACCCCAAGAAGGACAACUUCGUCAACUGGCGGCUGGUCUCCAUGGCGUACAUUCAGAUCGGCUCCAUCCAGGCUGCCGGCGGCUUCUUCAUUUACUUUGUGAUGAUGGCGUCGUACGGAUUCCUUCCCUACGACCUCCUCGGCAUCCUCGAGAAGUGGGAGAACAAGGACAUCGACGACCUGGAGGACUCGUACGGGCAGGAGUGGUCGUACGACGACCGGAAGACGCUGGAAUACGCGUGCCACACGUCCUUCUUCAUCUCGAUCAUGAUAUCGCAAAUCGCGGACGUGAUGGUGUGCAAAACGCGUCGUUUGUCUCUGUUUGAGAAAGGUAUGAACAAUAAGGUGAUGAAUUUCGGAAUACUCUUUGAAAUUUGUUUCACUGUUUUCUUUGUGUACACCCCUAAGGUGAACACUGCACUGCACCUCGUGCCUGUUGGUUUCAUGCCCUGGAUACUGCCUGUUGUUUUCGCAUUGUACAUAUUGACGUAUGAUGAAGUACGUAAGUUUUGGAUAAGAAAACGGCGUAUAUCUUUUGUUGCAAAGGAAACAUGGUAUUGA